Messenger RNA from Aspergillus tanneri, 852 nucleotides. RefSeq lists its product as uncharacterized. The record is from RefSeq and is a predicted model, not a curated record. NCBI's taxonomy places the organism in Eukaryota, Fungi, Ascomycota, Eurotiomycetes, Eurotiales, Aspergillaceae. The coding region runs from base 1 to 852 and encodes 283 amino acids. The transcript has a single exon.
AUGUUCAAUUUCAAGGCGCAUCUUGUCGCGCUCAGCUUGGUGGUCGCCUUGGGGACGGCGGAUCCGACGGGCUUGGGCUUCGGAGAGGUCGACGUCGUCUUUCCACGCAACGACACCUUUGAGCUUAUGCCGCUCAUGCCCAUCGUCUUUGCCGUCCAGAACCCCGCAGCUAUCGGGCAGGUGUAUCCGACCUUGGAGUACAUGGUGUCUUCGCUGGAUACGCCAAGCGAGGAUAAGAUCCACUGGGCGCAGCUCCCCAUCAGGCGUUUGCCCGCCAACGAGACAACGACGACGUUCCUUCACGAUGGCCUCGCUAAUCGACUGAACACUGAAAACAUGUGGGAAUUCGCUUGGACGAUGAGGUGGACGAACUGCUCCACGUCGGACAACGGUACCGCUUUUGACGAUGACCACGGGCUCGAUGACCAGGAUGGCUUCCACAGGAGAACAUCUUCGCCCUAUCAGAGCUUCAUCUUUACCACUGCUAAAGGGGGCCGUCAACCCAAUCUCACCGCCAUCAGCAUCGGCGACGACUGUGGCAGGACCCAGGCUCUUGCCUUCAACGUUACGCAGACCCUGAAAGUCCCCACAGGGCCCCUGAGGGGCGACGGAGUCUCGUCGUGCGCCCUCCUCGCAAGUCCGGCGCCCACUCCCCGUCCUUGCAAGGUCAGCGUGGCGCCUGAAGCUGCCUCGAGUAUUUCAUCGACCCUCACCCACGCCGAAUGCUACGCAGCGACCCCUGCCGUCAGCUGCCCACCCAAAUCCGACGGGGCUGCCGUCCAUGGCCCGAGUGCUCAGGUGGCGUGGUGGACCGCCAGCUCUGCCUGGCUCAUUUACAACAUUUUCCGUUAG